UAUAUCUCUCUCUAUUGUCUACAUACAUUCACUUUUGCUCUCUAAAAAAUGGAGAAUUUUGCUUCAUCAGUCUUUCCGUAUAACAACAAUAAUAAUUCUUCUUCUUCAACUGCUACCCCUACUACUAAUAUUGUUUCAUCACAUCUGUCGUUAAACUUAAUGAACGAUUAUUCGCAUCACGCUGCUGCUGGUUAUAGUAGUAAUCAUUUAGAGGAUGAUGAUCAUGAUGAUCUUGGUUCGAUCAUAAGAAAAAAUAGUACUAAUAAUAAUUGUAGCUCGGAGGAAAUUAAUGUUUUGGAGGGCGGGCGAGUAUCUCCGACUAGUAGUGGAUUAGGAGGCAAUAAUAGUAGUGAUGGAAAUUAUAACAAUGAUGAUCUCAUGAUCAACAACUCAUCAUCGACAGGUGUCGGGUCUGCAGCAGGGAAAAGUAUUCAUAUCAAGAAAGGCGAAAAGAAGAUUAAGAAGCCAAAGUGUGCGUUCCAGACUAGAAGUCAAGUGGAUAUACUUGAUGAUGGCUACAGAUGGAGAAAGUACGGCCAAAAGGCCGUCAAGAACAACAAGUUCCCCAGGAGCUACUACCGUUGCACAUACCAAGGAUGUAACGUGAAGAAACAAGUCCAGAGGCUAUCAAAAGACGAAGGAGUCGUCGUGACAACUUACGAAGGGACACAUUCACAUCCAAUCGAGAAAUCAACCGAUAACUUUGAACAUAUUCUGACUCAGAUGCAAAUCUAUUCUUCAGGUUGCUAGCUAGCUGAAAUCGGUUAUUAGAAAAAUUAAAUAAAAUAAACUUUAAGCAGCAGCUAGCUAGCUAGCAGUUUUUUAGAUAAAUUAAUUAUUUCACAAUGCUUCAUUUGUUGUAAUCCUUUAUAUAUAUGUUUAAUUAUCAGCUGCAUAAACUUAUA
Messenger RNA from Erigeron canadensis, 905 nucleotides. Its product is annotated as probable WRKY transcription factor 56. Gene Ontology annotation, molecular function: DNA-binding transcription factor activity; sequence-specific DNA binding. Gene Ontology annotation, biological process: regulation of DNA-templated transcription. The record is from RefSeq and is a predicted model, not a curated record. The transcript has 2 exons. NCBI's taxonomy places the organism in Eukaryota, Viridiplantae, Streptophyta, Magnoliopsida, Asterales, Asteraceae. The coding region runs from base 49 to 750 and encodes 233 amino acids.